AUGACUGAACUUCGGUCCGGGCUGGGGAGGUGCGACAAAGUUCCGACGGAGCAAGAGCCCAUCCGGAUCACCCCACGGUGGUCAGGCAGCGUGGCCCCCGACCCCUGCAUCUGCUCAACCAACAAACCGGACCAAAAAAGAAUAUCGACGAACCGGUUGAAUCAAAGCCCCGCAACAACCAUGCCAGACAACGCUAACCCUAUCCUGAAGUCGAACUCGGCACAAUCAAAGCCAGCCACCUCAGCCCUAUCCCAACCAUCAUCCGUGUCGACAGACCGACAGAGGAGGACGUUCUUGAGUCGAGUACAGCAAGCAUCCGUCCAGGAGGACCCAUACUAUCUUGAUUCGGUUGACCUACUGGACGAAGAGGAUUCUGAGGAAGGUCGAGAGAAAGCCAAUGCGAAUGGCGGCAAAGCCGAAGAAGAAGAAGAGAGGAUCAACUCCGAGGAGAUUUUUGACCUUAUUCGCUCGAUCACCGAUCCCGAACACCCUCUCACGCUCGAAGACCUCUCCGUCGUCUCGCCCGACCAAAUCACCGUCUCCUAUCCCCUCGACGAUCCUGAUCGAUCUGACAGCCCUCACGUCAUGGUCCGGUUCACACCCACCAUCCCUCAUUGCUCCAUGGCCACCCUCAUCGGUUUGACUUUGAGGGUUCGUUUAUUACGCUCCCUACCUGAACGAUUCAAAGUGGACAUCAAGAUUAAAGAAGGUACACAUCAAUCGGAGAAUUCGGUCAACAAACAAUUGAACGAUAAGGAACGAGUCGCAGCUGCCCUCGAAAAUAACCAUCUGUUGGGUGUCGUGCAACAGUGCUUGAGCACCGCCCAUCUUCGUGGCGCCAAACCUGGAACCAAUUAG
This is a messenger RNA of Puccinia triticina, 858 nucleotides long. RefSeq lists its product as uncharacterized. Gene Ontology annotation, biological process: iron-sulfur cluster assembly. Bases 1 to 858 code for a protein of 285 amino acids. The record is from RefSeq and is a predicted model, not a curated record. NCBI's taxonomy places the organism in Eukaryota, Fungi, Basidiomycota, Pucciniomycetes, Pucciniales, Pucciniaceae. The transcript has 4 exons.